Arctia plantaginis is the source of this 603-nucleotide messenger RNA. NCBI's taxonomy places the organism in Eukaryota, Metazoa, Arthropoda, Insecta, Lepidoptera, Erebidae. The record is from the annotation of a GenBank genome assembly.
AUGUGGUAUGCCGCUUUAGUGCGAUUCAUAAGGAGGAGACUGGUUUUAGGCAUUAUAUUUGCAUCUUCAUUAACUUAUUGCAUAGUCAGUUUUCUUAAAGAGGGUAACAGUAGAAAUAUGAUAUAUCAAGAUAUAGCAUUUGAAAGGAAACCAUUUGUUUGGAGAACACUUCAAGAACAUAAUGAUACAAAUGACAAUAUAAAAUGUAGAAAUUCAGUCCAAGGAAAACAAUUACUGGUAGAUGAUAGAGGGUAUGUAUGCCAAAGAAUGGAUGUAUUGAAAAAUGGGUGCUGUGAUCUAGAAGCUGACUUUACAGAUAGAUACAGCUGUGAGACAUGUUCAGAUAAUAACUGUUGUGUUAUAUAUGAGUACUGUGUGUCUUGCUGUUUAGACCCUAGCAAGAGAGAUAUGUUAGAGGUCGUCUUAUCUAAACUGUCGACGGAAAAGAAUGUGUUAUUUCGUUCGCUGAGUGACGACUAUGAACUGUGCUUAACAAAAUGUCGCACAAGUUCCCACAGUGUUCUUCACGAGAACUCCUACAAGGACCCCAUACACAAACAUUGCUUUGGUGACGAGCCCACCCGAGCCAGAACACCAGAUUAA